Topomyia yanbarensis is the source of this 3809-nucleotide messenger RNA. It is a transcript of the gene SMC2, whose product is annotated as structural maintenance of chromosomes protein 2. NCBI's taxonomy places the organism in Eukaryota, Metazoa, Arthropoda, Insecta, Diptera, Culicidae. The coding region runs from base 155 to 3697 and encodes 1180 amino acids. The transcript is spliced from 5 exons. Gene Ontology annotation, biological process: chromosome organization. Gene Ontology annotation, molecular function: ATP binding; ATP hydrolysis activity; protein binding. Gene Ontology annotation, cellular component: chromosome. The record is from RefSeq and is a predicted model, not a curated record.
UGCUGUCAAAAGGGGACAAAACCAAACAAUAAAAGCACAGAAACGGAGGAGAGGACGCUAGAUUUUAACGUGAACAUUUUUCCUAGAAUAACGAGACAAACUUGCCUACGUUCGGUGUUUUAAGUGAUGAUCAACAGUCGUUGAAUCCGGCAGGAUGUAUAUUAAAUCGAUCAUCAUCGACGGCUUCAAGUCGUACGGCAAACGAACGGAGGUUCACGGUUUUGAUCCGGAAUUUAAUGCCAUCACCGGUUUGAAUGGAACCGGAAAAUCCAACAUUCUAGAUUCGAUUUGCUUCGUGCUGGGAAUAUCCAAUUUGGUUCAUGUUCGAGCUACUUCCCUGCAGGAGUUGGUUUACAAAAGUGGUCAGGCGGGUGUGACUAAAGCAACGGUGACGCUGGUGUUCGAUAACACCGAUAAGGAUCAGUGUCCGCUUGGAUACGAGAAGUGCAAUGAAAUCUCAAUCACCCGGCAAAUCGUCGUGGGUGGAAAGAACAAGUACUUGAUCAAUGGAAAAACGGUCCAAAACAAGAAAGUGCAGGAUCUGUUCUGCUCGGUGCAGCUCAACGUAAACAAUCCGAACUUUUUGAUCAUGCAGGGACGUAUCACGAAAGUGUUGAACAUGAAGCCGCAGGAAAUUUUGUCAAUGAUCGAGGAGGCGGCUGGAACCAGUGUGUAUGAGGCCAAGCGAGAGCACUCGAUCAAGCUGAUCGAGAAGAAAGAUGCUAAGCUGAACGAGUUGUACACGGUCCUCCGGGAGGAAAUCGAGCCAAAGCUGGACAAGUUGCGCAAGGAGCGAGCGCAUUAUAUCGAAUAUCAAAAGAUCUGUCGAGACAUUGAGUAUUUGACUCGUUUGUACAUUUCCCACAAGUAUCUGCAACACGUAAAAUCGGUAGAAAAUUCCGAGAAGAGCAUUGCAGCUCUGAACGAUGUGAUCGAUAAAAAUCGGAAGAAAAUUGAAAGCAAUAUCAACGAAAGUAAAGAAAUUGAAGCCAGCGCAAGGGUACUGCAGGAAACUAUUGACACGGAGGGGGGAGGAGUUUUGACCGAGUUGGAGGCAGAAUUGAGUGCUGAGAGCAAAAAAGAAGCGACCGCUUCAGCGGAACGAAAUAGCACGAAAGAUAGUAUCGGAGUGGAGCAAAGAAAACUAAAGAACCUUCUUAAAAGUAUUAAAGACGAUGAAUCUGCUCUCGGUAAAAAGGAAGCGGAGAUGCAACGAACGGGAGACAUGUUUCAAAGCCUUAAAGAUGCAGAUGAAGCCGACGCAAAAGCAUUUGCCGAUGCUCAGAAGCGAUUCGAGGCCGUAAGCGCCGGUUUGUCAACCAAUGAAGAUGGUGAAGCUGCCACGUUACAAGAUCAGCUGAUGGGUGCCAAGCAGAAAGCGGCAGAGUCGGCUACAUCAAUCAAACAAAGCGAAAUGGAGUUGAAACACUGUCAGCAGAUGUUGAAAGAAAGACAGGGAGAGAUGAAUUCGAGCGAUGCUGCCUAUUUGAAUGACAAGAAGAAACUCACCAAAACCGAGGGUCAGAUCCAAUCCUUAAGCGUUGAAUUGCAAAAGAUCGACUACGAAGAGGGAAGUAUUGAGCAGUUGCAAGGGCGGAAGCAGGCGUUAUCUCAAGAAAUUCGUCAUCUCCGGGGGGAACUUGAUCGCAGAAACGCCUACCGCUGGGAGUUUCAGUAUCGAGAUCCUACGCCGAAUUUCGAUCGUUCUGCGGUCAAAGGAAUGGUGGCCAAACUGGUGACUGUUCGGGAUAAGAAAUAUGCCCUCGCCUUAGGAACGGCAGCCGGAGGCAGUCUGUACAGUGUUGUUGUCGACACGGAUACCACCGGUAAAUUACUGCUACAGAAAGGUCAACUUCAAAGCCGAACCACGAUGGUGCCACUGAAUAAAAUCUCCGGUCGAUCGAUUGAUCAAAGUACGGUACGGGUUGCGGAUGGUCUGGUGGGACGAGGGCGAGCCGUUACUUCUUUGUCCUGUAUUGACUACGACCGGGAGCUAGAACCGGCGAUGAAGUUCGUUUUCGGUCACUCGUUCCUGGCCGAAGAUAUGAAUGUGGCCAAACAGGUAACCUACCACCGGCAGAUCAUGUGCCGAACGGUAACGCUGGAUGGUGAUGUGGUUGAUCCCAGCGGAACGCUAUCCGGUGGUGCCAAACCGAAGGGUGGUACCGUACUGCUGGAAGUGGAGGAGAUUAACAACAUCCAGCGGGCACUGGCGCAGAAGGAGGCAGAAUAUCAGCAAGUGUGUGCGGAGAUUGGCAAAUUGGAACGCGUCUCGCAACGCUACAACCAGCUGAAGGAACAGCUCGAUCUACUCAACUACGAGCUAAACAGCUUACAGCAACGGUUGGCUCAAACCACUUUCCAACAAGCACAGCAGGAAAUUGAAGAGUUGAAACAGAAAAUCGAAACUCUAAAGCAGACCAUGGUUGACGCACGUCAGACACAAACCCAGGCCAAUGCCAAGGUGAAGGACCUUACGGCGAAGAUUGCCGACAGCAAGGGACACCGGGAGCGGGAGUUGAAGGCGGCCGAGGAUGAUAUGAAGCGGCUGAAGAAGAAAAGUGAGGAAAGUCGUAAGGGUUGGAAGAAACACGAGCAAGGUUUCGAAACGUUGAAGCUGGAAAUUGAAGAACUGCAGAAAGGGAUUGCUACGGCUAAGGAACAGGUUGUUAAACUUGAGGAACAAAUAGCGGCAUUACAGGAGAAGUUGCAAAGCGCUAGUGAGAACAGUGAAGAGAGGGCGGCUGCGGUGGUUGCCGUGAAGCAGAAGAUUAAAGAACACAAGGACAAAAUCAACAGCCAGAAUAAGGAGUUGAUAGCAAAGUACCAUCACAGGGAUAAAUUGCUGAAGCAAAAUGAGGAACUGGAGCUGGACAUUAAGAAGAAGGAGAAUGAAAUCCAAAAGGUUAAGAAUGACAACAAAGAUGGUUACAACAAGAUCUCCGCUUUAGAAGAAAAAUAUCUUUGGAUCAAAGAGGACAAAGAAUUCUUCGGGGCGAAAAAUACAAGGUACGAUUAUAACAAAGAAGAUCCACAGGAGGCAGGUCGCAAGUUAAGCAAGCUGCAGGAUUCGAAAGAGAAGAUGAGCAGAAAUAUUAAUCAGAAAGCGAUGGUUCUGCUGGAGCGGGAAGAGGAACAAUACAAAGAGGUGAUGCGUCGCAAACAGGUCGUGGAGGACGACAAAAAGAAGAUUCAGAAAAUCAUUACCGAUUUGGACGAGGAAAAGAAGAAACAGUUGAAGGUGGCAUGGACGGAGGUGAAUGAGAAUUUCGGUAGCAUCUUCAGCACUUUACUACCGGGAACGCAAGCCCAGCUAGUUCCGCCAGAUGGAUCAAACUUUAUGAAGGGUCUGGAAGUUAAAAUCGGUUUCAACGGUAUGUGGAAGGAAUCUUUGACGGAACUUAGUGGCGGGCAGCGUUCGCUAGUAGCCUUGUCGUUAAUCUUGGCUAUGUUAAAGUACAAACCGGCUCCGUUGUAUAUUCUGGACGAAGUGGAUGCUGCUUUGGAUCUGUCGCAUACGCAGAACAUUGGAAACAUGUUGAAAAAGCACUUCACCAACUCGCAGUUUGUCAUUGUGUCGCUCAAGGAUGGCAUGUUCAAUAACGCGAAUGUGUUGUUCCGAACGAAAUUCGUAGAUGGGAUGUCCGCCGUUACAAGAACGGUUAACGUGGCGCAAAUGAAAAAAGCCGGUAGGUGAUUUUGGAAAGAAUCGAAAGAACGUUCGCUGACGAUUAAUUUAAGGAGUACAAAAUGUAGAUUUGAUGUUGUAGUAAGUUUGCGAAAUUUUCUAAUAAAAUCAGACAUGCAAU